AAGAAGAAGUGUUUUCCGGGCCUUUUCUCUCUGUGUGUGUGUGUGUGUGUCUCUGCGCGCUCUCUGUUUGUUUUUUAUUUAAUUAUUUAUGUCCUUAUUAACUGCGGUGUUGCUAAUCAAAACAUUGAUGGUCGAGCUUUCCCGGCGGUGUGUGCGAUUGUGUGAAAUCUGACGUUAAAACCAAACCGUGAGCAGCGCUAUGGCUCGUCCUCGGCCCCGGGAGUACAAGGCAGGAGAUCUGGUCUUCGCCAAAAUGAAGGGCUACCCGCACUGGCCAGCGAGGAUUGAUGAGCUGCCAGAAGGAGCAGUGAAGCCACCAGCCAAUAAAUACCCCAUAUUCUUCUUCGGCACCCACGAGACUGCGUUCCUCGGCCCUAAAGACCUGCUGCCAUAUAAGGAGUACAAAGACAAGUUUGGAAAAUCAAACAAGAGAAAAGGCUUCAAUGAGGGUCUGUGGGAGAUUGAAAACAACCCCGGCGUCAAAUUUACCGGCUACCAGAGCAUGCAGCAGGGCUGGUCGGAGGGCGAGGGGGGCGGCGCUGACCCGGCAGACGGCAGCAGCGGGGCGGAGGAGGGCGACUCCAUCGGAGAGGAAGAGGAGGGGAAGAUGAAGGGGGAGAAGGUUGGAUCCAAACGGAAAAAGACCGCAUCCUCAAAGAAGUCGUCCAAGCUGUCCAGGAAGUGCUCGGGUGACGAGGACGAGGAAAAGGACGGGAAAGACGAGGAGGAGAAGAGAGACGAGGACAACGACAUGCAGAACUCCGCAGACAAGAAAACAUGCUGUCAAGGGCAGAACCAGUUGCUCCGAGAGGAACAUUAGAUCCUGAAGGAUGCCGGAUCAUUUUGUGGUUGUUUAUGUGAUAUUGGAAAUGUAUAACGUUGACAUAAUCAAGAUCAAAAUCACAAGAGAAAGCAUUGUUGUAAAUUCACAAAUCAGAGAAACUACUGCAACCACUGAGAGUUCAUCUACCGCUCACCACUGGAGCAAAGAUAAACUUAAACAAAUAGAUUUAAAGGAGCAAUAAGUAGAAAACAACAACAAAAAAAAAAUAUUAAUAAUACGUGGGUUUUUAAGGUGGUCUGGUUAAAGCUGGUUUUCUCAUUCCAGAGUUCAGAAAGGCCAAAAGUGAGUCCAGUGUGAUUUGGCCGAGAUGCUACUUACUGCUUCUUUAACGCAUAGUGUUAUUUACACACUCUAACUAACGAUUAAAUGUAAUAUAGUCAUCAAAUUUAGCAUCAUUUUUUAGCUGUAGCUGCAUAGCUGGACCGCCAGUGUUUGUGUAAAACAAGCUCAGAAUCUCUCACUGCCCCAACGCCCUGACCUUUAACCCUGACCUCUACUCUGUCCAUUUACCUUAAGCUUUAACCCUGUUCAUUGACCUUGAUCUCUUAAGCCUGACUUUUACCCUGAUUCUUAACCCUGUCCUUUAAUCCUGUGUGUUAACCUUGACCUUUAAUCCUGUCCAUUUACCCUGACCUUUACACUGACCGUUAACCCUGACCAUUAACCCAAACCUCGAAUCAUGUCCAUUAACCGUGCUGGUUAACCCUAAUCUCUAACCCUGUCCAUUAACCCUGACCUGUAACCCUGUCCAUUUACCAUAACCCUUAACCCUGACCUUUAACCCUCUCUAUUUACCUUGACCAUUCACCACUACUUUUGACCUUGACCUUUCCCCUGACCUUCACCCUGACCUUUGACCCCGCCUCCACUGUGCUGCUCAGCGCUGUCUGUCGUAGCUCGAGGUUUCUUUCUUUCGGUGAAGCUGUCAGACCUUCCAGAACGUUCGUCUAUAGAACAUCAUCAGCGUGUUCCCCUUUUCUGUGAUGGAAAAAAGAACGGACAAAGUAGAAACGUCUGCCGUGCGGAGAGUGUAAGUGCGUGAAGUCGUCUUGUUUCGCUGUAGGUCUGGAGCUCUCGCCCAGAUUAAUGUUCAUUUUCUAAGAGAAGUGAAUAAUCCCGGUUUCUGUGUCAGUGGGUUUGGAUGUUUUAGGCUUUUUAGUGGCAUGCGCAUCUGUCGUAUUCUCCAUGUGAAAUAGAGAUCAUUCCACAUUUCCUCUCAGUUACGCUCUUAUUUCUCAUUUUUUUAGACCCGUAAUCCUCCCAAAGUUCACCAACUCUCCUGCUCAUUACGUUUAGCUCUUCAUAACUAUUACUGCGAUUACCAACAAACCUUACCCAACACGCUCGUGAAGGAGCUGCAUUUUUCUUUCUUAUCUGUGUUUAUAUAAAGAAUAUAUUCUAUUUAUUUUUGAUGAUAGUAGAUGACCCAUCUGUGGUAAGUGUAAAAACUCAUCACGUAGCUUCUGUUCCUUCUUGACUCUUUGUUAUGCUUGUAAUCGGGACAUGUUACAGAUCUAUCUUACAUUUUCAACGUUUGUAGUUCAAUGUAAACUGUUUUUCCUGUUUAUUCACAAGACUUUUACAGAAUAAACUCGUUGGAAUGCUG
Molecule: messenger RNA, 2450 nt
Organism: Colossoma macropomum (tambaqui)
Lineage: Eukaryota; Metazoa; Chordata; Actinopteri; Characiformes; Serrasalmidae
Gene: hdgfl3
Product: HDGF like 3
Exons: 6
Coding region: 200-820 (206 amino acids)
Biological process (GO): regulation of transcription by RNA polymerase II
Cellular component (GO): nucleus
Molecular function (GO): double-stranded DNA binding; transcription coregulator activity
Source: RefSeq, a predicted model, not a curated record